Molecule: messenger RNA, 594 nt
Organism: Didymodactylos carnosus
Lineage: Eukaryota; Metazoa; Rotifera; Eurotatoria; Philodinida; Philodinidae
Source: the annotation of a GenBank genome assembly
AUGCCAGUGCGAUUGUUGCCGAGAAAUAAUGAAAGUCAAGACUUACAAAAAGUAGUAUUUUCUAAAUACGAAAAAGGAGAUGGUCCGACAAAAAUAUUUCGUGAUUUAAACGGUGGUUUGUCUUUGGCAACAAUCAAGCGGUGGUGCAAAAUGAUUCGGGAUACCGGCACUAUCCAGCUAUCGUACCCACCUGGUCGUUCACGUGUCGUUCAUACUUCGGCAGCAAUUCAAAAAGUGAAAAGUCGAUUAAGACGGAAAAAAAACGUGUCGGUUCGGAAAUUGUCGCGUGAAUUAAAUAUUUCACGAAGAACUGUUGGACGAAUACUCAAGAACGAUCUGAAAUGUCAUCCAUACAAGAAAAUAAUCGAACCAAAACUCACCGACAGCCACAAAGCCGAAAGAAAAAAGUUUGCAAAUUGGGUUCGAAACAAUUUUCAGAAAGAACAAAUCAUGAAAAUUCUUUUUUUGGAUGAAAAGAUUUUUGACAUCAACGGUGUCUAUAAUUCUCAAAACGAUCGAAUAUGGGCAGUAGAUCGUGCUCAAGCUGAUACAAAAGGUGGUAGAAAACAAGUGCAACAAUUUCCACAAAAAGUU